Messenger RNA from Eimeria acervulina, 4078 nucleotides. Its product is annotated as TPR Domain containing protein, putative. Gene Ontology annotation, biological process: regulation of mRNA processing; regulation of transcription by RNA polymerase II. NCBI's taxonomy places the organism in Eukaryota, Apicomplexa, Conoidasida, Eucoccidiorida, Eimeriidae. Gene Ontology annotation, cellular component: nucleus. The annotation marks the transcript as partial. The transcript is spliced from 8 exons. The record is from RefSeq and is a predicted model, not a curated record. Gene Ontology annotation, molecular function: protein binding; sequence-specific DNA binding.
AUGAUGGGGGCCUCUGAUACUCCAUUAGGGGCUUCGAAGGGCAGUGAGUCUUCUUCUCUCCGCUGCAGAGAAGAGGGUGGUGCUGCUGCUGCUGCUAUUGCAGCAGCAGCUGCUGCUGCUGCUGCAGACGGCUUCGUACUCACAGGCGAACCAGGAGGCGGAAGCGCAGCUUCAGAUUCAGAUGAAUUCGAUGAAGCUGAGCAGCAGCAGCAGCAGCAGGAGCAGCAAGAGCAGCAGGAGCAGCGGCAGGCGCAGCAGCAGAGUUCGAAGCAGGGAUGGGAGCAGCAGCAGCAGCAGCACGCCCUGCAGCAACAGCAGCAGCAGCAAAUAACAACAACCCCACCUCCUCAAUAUGAUACUGCUGAGGGGGGCCCCAGUGGCCUCCCCUUUAGACGUGUUAUUCUUGCUGCAUGCACUCCAGCUAAUUUAAAACAUUUAUCUGCUUCUUUUCGUUUCCUAGACCCUCAAGUCUGUGCAUGCGGAGACCCUGCUGCAUGUAAAUUCGGAGGGGAAGCUCCGCAGCAGCAGCAGCAGCAGCAGCAGCAACAGCAGCAGCAGCAAGAGGCUGAUCCUUUCUCUCUCUUUGGGCCCCCAACAGCUGCUGCUGCAGCAAUUUGCUGCAACAGGCACACAGCAUGCAAACCCGCAACAGACAGCAGCAGCAGCAGCAACAACAGCAGCAGCAGCAACAGCAACAACAGCAGCAGCAGCAGCAGCGCAGCAGAGGAGUGCGACUGGGAUUCGUUUGCUGCGGCUCUUGAUAAGGAAUUAGACAACAUGCUUGAUGUUCUACAAGAAAGCGGGCUGUUAGAUAAAAUGCAGCAGUCUCUUGCUGCUUCGCUGUCUGCUGCUGUCUUCGCCCAGCCCCGGCUACAUGAGGCUAAGCUUAAAGAAGCAGCAGCAGCAGCAGCAGCAGCAGCAGCAGCUCCACCAGCAGCACCUGCAGCAGCAGCAACAGCAACAACAGCAGCACCAGCAGCACCCGCAGCAGCAGCAGCAGCAGCAGCAGCAGGGGAAAAUGCAAGCGGAGACAGCGCCUCCUCAGCCGCAGAGACGAAGAAUGCCUCGGAACAGCCAGCAGCAGCAGCAGCAGCAGAGACACCGGCAGCAGCAGGAGCAACUGCAGCAGCAUCACAAACAGCUGCAGCAAACCCAUCCCCAGGAGCCAACCCACCUGUCUCUGGUGCUGCUGCUGCUGCACCGACUGCUGCAUCUGUAACAUCACCAUCAUCAUCAGCAGCAGCAGGAACAGCAGCAACAGGAACAGCAGCAGCAGGGAGCAGAGAAGAGUGUUCAUUGCCGCAGAUAGAGAGGGGAGGUAUAUUUGCUGCUACAGCAGCAGUUGAACUCCAGUGCAGCGAGUUAAAGAAGAAGCUGCUUGAGAAGCUGUCUUCGUUGCUGCGACAGCGCAUGCAUUCUCAGCAGCAGCAGCUUCUCCUGCUGCAGCAGCAGCAGAUCGACCCUUCAGUUAAGACAUACAAGCCGCUUCCUGCAUAUGCUAGGGGGCAGCAAAUGCCUCUAUUUCCUUACCGCCCCACAGUGCGCCCAUCGUUGCUGCAGCAGCAGCAGCAGCAGCAGCGUUUGCUGCUGCAUUCGCAUGCACAGCGGCGAGGUAGCUGGGGGCUUCAGGAGCAGCUUCCCCAUACAAAUGCUUCAUUCCCAGAUGCUGCUUUCUUUGCUUUAGGCUGCAGCGCUGGCCGCGUCUGGCGGCAGCUGCUGCAGCAAAGUGGUUUAACUGCUAGGCAGCAGCUCGAGCUGCUUAGAAGUCUGCAAGGAGACAAUUUAGUCGAGGGGUGCUUCAUCAUUGAUUCUGUAACAGCACCAAAUCGCGUAUGGCGUCGCGUGCUUGGUGGUCGCGCGGGUCGCAGAGAAUUCAUAAAUUUGAUUUGCAGCCCUUCUGCAGUUUUACGUUGUUGGGUUGUGCGCUGCGAUCGAGAGAGGGAUUUGCUGCUGCUGCGGUUGGUAGGCGUGGAGUUAUAUGAAGAAACAGCAGAAAAAACAGCUGCAGAGACACCCCAACAGCAGCGCCAAGCUGCAGAUACACCCCAGCAAACACCCCACAACAACGCUACAUAUCCAACGCCCAACCCACCACCUCCCUAUACACCUCAACCUCCGGGUGUAUAUGCAGCACCAUACAACAGAAACUACACGCAGGACUUCACAUGCGGCUCCCCAGCAGCAGCAACAACACCGCCCCCACCACCGCCACCACCACCACUGCAGCAGCAGCAGCAGCAGCAGCUGCCUUUAGAGGGGAGCGAAUACCUUAAGAGGCGGCUGCUGAGGGCGGAGGUGGAUAUCGGCAGCAGCGGCAUCUACGCAGCGCUGCCCCUUGCAGCUAUUCCGCGCUAUGAGUUCAUUGGCGGGCAGGCGAGCGGUUGCUGCGGGCGUUUUGUUUGUGUGGGUACUGCGUUGCGUGUUUGUUUGGUGCCACGAGCAGCAUCCCCUCCUGCUGCUGCUGCUGCUGCAGCAGCAGCAGCAGCGGGGCGAGGUGCGCAGCUGCAGCAGCCGCUGCUAGACGAAGCCACCCUCAACGCAGCGCAUGCACAUGUUGAGGCCUCUUUGCAGCUGCCAGACUCCUUUAAGACAAACCCCGAGAUGAUGCAGCGCCUGCAGGAGCCUCUUGGGUUUUGUGCUGCACUGCCGCACGACUCCGCGCACCCGCAGCCUGGAGCAGCAGAUUUUGCAGAGAUCCGCUCAUUGCUGCUGCCUCGAGAUGCUGAGUCUAAGGAGCUGCUGCAGUGGUGGGAUGGAGGCAGCAGUUUGCUGCUGCAGCGUCUACCUUAUUUGCUGCGCAGCAGCGGGUCCUUCAUGAAUCCUGUUGCUGCUCACAGACGCCUGCAUGCAUUUUCUGCUUUGCAAAUGUUGGGCAUGGCCCCCAGCCCCGAACCCCACAGCAGCAGCGGCAGCAGCAGCAGCAACAGCAGCAGCAGUGCGCGCAAGAAGGCUUCAAACGACAAUAAUAGAGCGCUUAUAUGCUCAGAAGCAGAGGCCUGGGAGGCCCUUCUGCAGCGCCUUAGCGACGGCUGCUUCCUUUCAUUUCUAAGCACCACAUCUCCUUCGCAUGCAAUUCGCGUGGCAAUUGCAAAAGCAGAGACUGACGCUGCAGUCAGAGGAGGAGGUGUGGGUCGUUUGCUGGCCCAGCAGCAGGGGGCAGACUGGGCAAAGCGGCGUUUAAAGGCGGGGGUAGCAUGCGCACGGCGUAGACAGCUGGAGCAAGCGAUUCAGCUGUAUGACUCAGCGCUGCAGCUGAGGCCUGAUUAUGCAGAUGCUCUUGUUGCGAGGGGAGCAGCUUAUGCUAAUAAACUAGACUACGAGAAGGCUGUUGCUGACUUGGAGGCGGCGUUGGCGUUGGAGCCCAACAACAAAAAUGCAGCAAAAUAUCGUGCAAUUGUCGCAGACAGAAUGGAAGGAAAAGAGCCUGCUGGCGGCAAGGGGGCGGCGUCUUCUAGUGCUGGGGGUCGGGAUCGGGAUCGGGAUCGGGAUCGGGAUCGGGAUCGUACUCCUUCGCCUGACCGCAAGUGCAGGUCUCCAGAGACUUCUUCUUUGCCGGAAGUUCAGGCAACUCGUUCUACAACAAUAAUAAGAAAAACAACAAAAGCAGCACCUCCAUUACCUUUAGGUGUAUCACGCAACGCCAUUUCUAGCGCUGCAGCAGCAGCAAAUGCUGUCUUAGAACAAGCUGCUGCUGCUGGGGUUGUAGGGGGGGGCGCCUUAGGGGCCCCCACCAAUGCGUUUGAUAGAAGUCGCAGCGCACAGGAGCAGCAGCGGCAACAUUUGCUGCUGCUGGAGCAGCAGAAACGAAGAGCAGCAAUUAUGCAGCAGCAGCUAAAACACAGCCAGGAGUUAGAACGGCAAAUCCAAAGAAAAAAGAGAGAAAGAGAAAUGAUGCUCCUUCAACAGCAGCAACAGGCCCAGAUAAAAGCAGCUGUAAGUGCCAGCAGCAGCAGCAACAGCAGCAGCAGCAACAGCAGCAACAGCAGCAGCAGCAGCAGCAGCAGCAGCAGCAGCAGCAGCAGCAGCAGUAGAAGCAGCAAAGACAAAUCCCACAGGAGCGAGAAGAAGAGCUCUAAAA